AUGAGUAAUAAACGUAAACACGCUUCAUAUGAUGUUCAGCAAAAGCUGGAUGUCAUCGAAAGAAUACGAAACGGCAAAACUCGCAUUAAAGUAAGCAGAGAGUUAGGGGUACCUGAGUCAACACUACGCGGAUGGAUCAAAGAUGAAAACAAAUUAAGAACAUUUCUUGAUGAGUUUGAUGAAGGUGGUUUAAGACGCAAGACAGCCAGAACAGCAAAAGAUCCAGAAUUAGACAAAGCAACUUUUAAUGCAUUUUGUGAGACUAGAAACAAUGGUAUCCCUAUUUCUGGUCCAGUCAUCCAAGCACAAGCAGAAAAAUUAUACAAGGAAAUUCAUGGUCCCAAUGCAGAUCCUGAGUUUACAGUUUCAAGUGGCUGGUUGAAAAGGUGGAAACAGCGACACGGCAUUUCACAAGUAAAGAUCAAUGGCGAGAUUAAGUCAGCAGACACUGUAGCAGCAGAAGAGUUCAUUCCCAAAUUUCAACAAUUCAUUGAAGAACAGCAGCUAACAGAAGAGAUGAUUUACAAUGCUGAUGAAACGGGCCUUUACUACAAAAUACUGCCGGAUAGGACUUUAGCCAUGAAGAAAGACAAGACCACCAAAGAAGGUUAUAAACAGAUCAAAGACAGGGUGACGAUGUUAUUUUGCUGUAACUGGACGGGUCAUCACAAGCUAACACCUCUUUGUAUUGGCAAGUUUGGAUCCCCAAGAUGUUUCCACAACAUCAACAUGUCAUCAUUACCACUGGACUACGAUCACAGCAAGAAUGCCUGGAUGACAGCAGCAAUUUUUGAGAAGUGGUUUCACCAGACGUUCAUCCCUGAUAUCCGUAGGCACCUUAGAAGCAAGGGAAUGGAACCACGAGCAUGCCUACUUCUAGACAACUGUCCAGCCCACCCCCCUGCAGAGACGUUGAAGUCCAUAGAUGGCAAGAUUUUCGUUUAUUACCUUCCAAAGAAUACAACGUCCAAGAUUCAGCCCCUAGAUCAAGGCAUCAUUUCUGUGUUCAAGGCCAAUUAUAGACGGGAGAUGAUAAAGUCCAUGGUUGAAGAAGAUAAAAGUGUCCCUAUGUUCCUGAAGACUGUAAGAAUUAAAGAAGCACUGUAUUUGUCUGAGUCAGCCUGGGGAGCAAUCAAGCCUGAAACAAUUCAAAAUUGUUGGACUAAAGCCCUUGGAGGUCCCAUCACAGAGAACCCCACUACUGUUGAAGAAGACGAAGAUGAAGACUUCCUAGGUUUCAGUCCAGAAGAAGUACAGGAGGCAGAACAGAAGUUGAUGUCGGCUGUCCACUCAAGUGUACCAGUACAAGAAAUCCUUGCAGCAUGGUCCACCAUAGAUGAUGACGUCCCAAUAGCAUUGUCCAUUUUAGCUGAAGACAACCACAAUGAAGAUGAAGAAGAAGAAGAAGAUCCUGUCCCAAUACCUCCAACUAGAACCGCUGAUGAUGCAGUCAAAGGACUUGAAGUGGCCUUAGAGUACUACGAGCGUGUGGGGGAUAAAGUAAAGACACUACAGCUGAAGUCUCUCAUAAGAGAUGCCAAGAUGAGAGCUUCUAGGAACAAGAAGCAAGCUGACAUCACCUCGUAUUUUACUAAAAAAUAA
Erpetoichthys calabaricus (reedfish) is the source of this 1602-nucleotide messenger RNA. RefSeq names its product jerky protein homolog-like. The record is from RefSeq and is a predicted model, not a curated record. Gene Ontology annotation, cellular component: nucleus. The transcript has a single exon. Gene Ontology annotation, molecular function: DNA binding. NCBI's taxonomy places the organism in Eukaryota, Metazoa, Chordata, Cladistia, Polypteriformes, Polypteridae. Bases 1 to 1602 code for a protein of 533 amino acids.